GAACUAGUAGACCAUCCCUACCCUGACGGGCAGCUGCCUUACCCAACGGGGCCACAGCAGGUCCUUAUAGGGGGAAGGAGAGCAAGGGGCUGCGCCAGUUGCCUGGCAGUGUUCGAGGCUUUGCGUGCUGGUAGUAGUCGCUCACCUUUCUCGUAUGUGGUGGCUUUAGGCUUCUGAAGCAGUAGGCUGUUGGUUUUGAGCCCACCCAGAACACUCAAGUUUUGCUCUUCUAGCAUAUAUAACUGGUUUUAUCUACGUACCUAAGAAUAAAAGGUAAUGGAGACUGAACAACAGGAGGAGACCUUUACCAAUACGGAGACAAAUGGCAAACGUCCUGCAGAAGAUAUGGAAGAAGAACAGGCCUUCAAAAGAUCUCGGAAUACAGAUGAAAUGGUUGAAUUACGCAUCUUGCUUCAAAGCAAAAAUGCUGGAGCAGUGAUUGGAAAAGGUGGCAAAAAUAUUAAGGCACUUCGUACGGAUUACAAUGCAAGUGUUUCAGUCCCAGACAGCAGUGGCCCUGAGCGCAUCUUGAGUAUAAGUGCAGAUACAGAGACAAUUGGAGAAAUCUUAAAGAAGAUUAUCCCUACUUUAGAAGAGUAUCAACACUACAAAGGUAGCGACUUUGACUGUGAAUUAAGACUUCUAAUUCACCAAAGUCUAGCAGGAGGAAUUAUUGGUGUCAAGGGUGCUAAAAUCAAGGAACUCAGAGAGAACACUCAGACCACCAUUAAGCUCUUUCAAGAGUGUUGUCCUCAUUCCACUGAUAGAGUGGUGCUUAUUGGUGGAAAACCUGAUAGAGUUGUAGAAUGUAUCAAGAUUAUUUUGGAUCUUAUCUCUGAGUCUCCCAUUAAAGGACGGGCCCAGCCUUAUGAUCCCAAUUUCUAUGAUGAAACAUAUGACUAUGGUGGCUUCACAAUGAUGUUUGAUGAUAGAAGACGUCCAGUAGGCUUUCCAAUGCGUGGAAGAGGAGGCUUUGAUCGAAUGCCUCCUGGUCGUGGUGGACGACCUAUGCCUCCAUCAAGAAGAGACUAUGAUGACAUGAGCCCUCGCAGAGGACCUCCACCACCUCCACCUGGUCGUGGUGGCAGAGGUGGCAGCCGAGCUCGUAAUCUUCCUCUUCCUCCUCCACCACCUCCUCGUGGCGGAGAUCUCAUGUCUUAUGACCGAAGGGGUAGACCUGGAGACCGUUAUGAUGGAAUGAUGAUGCAGUGUCAUGUGGAUGCCUGUGAGGACAUGCAGCCACCAGAGCUGUUUGAAGGUGGCUCUGGAUAUGACUAUUCUUACACAGGGGGUCGUGGUUCAUAUGGAGAUCUUGGUGGACCCAUCAUCACAACACAAGUAACAAUUCCCAAAGAUUUGGCAGGUUCUAUUAUUGGAAAGGGUGGUCAGAGAAUCAAACAAAUACGGCAUGAGUCAGGAGCUUCAAUCAAAAUCGAUGAACCACUAGAAGGCUCAGAAGAUAGAAUAAUAACUAUUACAGGAACACAGGACCAAAUACAAAAUGCUCAGUAUUUACUGCAGAACAGUGUGAAGCAGUAUGCAGAUGUUGAAGGAUUCUAAUGCAAGAUUAUUUUUUCUUUUUUAUAGUGUGAAGCAGUAUUCUGGAAAGUUUUUCUAAGACUAGUGAAGAACUGAAGGAGUCCUGCACCUUUUUUGUGGUGUUUUUUGGGGGGAGGUUUUUUGUUUUUUAAUAUCUGCUUCUGUUUAAAAGCCAACAUUCCUCUGCUUCAUAGGUGUUCUGCAUUUGAGGUGUAGUGGAAUCUACUGUUCACCAGAUGUAAUGUUUUUAGUUCAUUACAAGUAUGUGGGGAAAGGAAAGGCUGCUGCACAAGACUAACUGAAAUUUUGAAACAGCAGCAGAGAAUGGAUUUUAUUUUUGUUCAUUGUUGGGGGUAAAUUGUUUUUUUCUGUAACUCCUGUGAACACCCUGCUUUUAUGUACACUGUAAAUUUUUGUUUUUGAAGAGGGGAGAAGACUGGUCAUCCAUAUGUCCAUGGCAUCCUUUGAGAGCAGCGUGCAGAAUGUAAUGCUCUAAUUUUCUUUUUUUUAAUGCUUUUUUUUUUUUAAGAUAUUAUUUUUUAAAUUUAGGGAUCCUAUUAUUGGUGGUCAUUUUUUUCCAUAUAAGGUAAUAUUAAAAAUGGACACACUCUUUUUUUUAUUAUUCUCCUCAUAAAAAUGUGUAAAUGAGAAUUGCCAUUAAGCUUGCCCUUCUGCUUCUUUAAUAUAGAUGGAGUUACAUGUUGCUGGCAAAUUAAAGAAAUGGUGCAAAAACUGUGGGUCAGCAUUGCUAUUUGGGGAAAGAAGUACAAAAAUAUUAAUAAUGUUUGAAAUAUGA
Messenger RNA from Calypte anna (Anna's hummingbird), 2335 nucleotides. Its product is annotated as heterogeneous nuclear ribonucleoprotein K. The record is from RefSeq and is a predicted model, not a curated record. The transcript is spliced from 16 exons. Gene Ontology annotation, biological process: regulation of mRNA splicing, via spliceosome; regulation of transcription by RNA polymerase II. The coding region runs from base 277 to 1560 and encodes 427 amino acids. NCBI's taxonomy places the organism in Eukaryota, Metazoa, Chordata, Aves, Apodiformes, Trochilidae. Gene Ontology annotation, cellular component: nucleus; cytoplasm. Gene Ontology annotation, molecular function: mRNA binding.